ACGUGUCAAUCGAUGACUCAAUUUUUUGUUAAUAGGAUUUGUUUUCUUGCCCGGGUCGGUGAAGUCUGUGUUGUUGGCAGUCGUUCUACGUUCUUCUUGCAGUUUUAUUUAUCUCUUCCUUUAUCUCCCUUUGUAACAAUCUAUAUACAACUUUCAAUCUAAUAAUAAAACGACGUUCCUUUGUGUUAACCAUGGCGGAUUUACGCAAAAGGGUUCAAAACAAAGGUACUGAUUUGGACACGGAGACAGAAAAUGAAGGAGCCAAUCAAGAUAGCGAUGCAAAUCUUGAUUUGGACUCUGAGGAUGACAAAUCAUUGGGCAAAAAGGUAGACCUUUCAAGUACUAUCCCAAGUGGUACUGAUAAGGCCCCCGAAAUGUUGGAUGCCACCUUAUCUGCUUUGCCACCAAGAUGGAGAAAUUGGGUGAUUCGAGGUAUAUUCACCUGGGUUAUGAUCUUUGGAUUUGCCCUUAUGAUCUAUGCUGGACCAUUGGCCCUAAUGCUAGUGGUAUUGGCAGUGCAAGUGAAAUGUUUUGCUGAGAUUAUCAACAUUGGUUAUGCUGUCUACAAAAUUCAUGGUUUGCCAUGGUUCCGCUCUCUUUCUUGGUACUUUCUGAUCACCUCCAACUACUUUUUCUAUGGAGAGAGCCUGGUUGAUUACUUUGGAGUGGUUGAUAAUCGAACAGAAUUUUUGCGAGCGUUGGUUAAAUACCAUCGCUUCAUAUCGUUCUCCCUUUACAUAGGAGGUUUCGUGUGGUUCGUUUUGUCUUUAGUAAAACGCUACUACAUGAAGCAAUUUUCGCUCUUUGCCUGGACUCAUGUCGCUCUUUUGAUAGUUGUUACUCAAAGCUACUUAAUUAUCCGCAAUAUUUUCCAAGGGCUAAUCUGGUUCAUCGUACCCGUUUCAAUGAUUGUCUGCAAUGACGUUAUGGCGUACAUGUUUGGCUUCUUCUUCGGACGUACUCCGCUCAUCAAACUCUCACCUAAAAAGACCUGGGAAGGUUUCAUCGGAGGCGGCUUUGCUACCGUUUUAUUUGGACUGAUGAUUUCGUACGUCUUGUGCCAAUACCCUUUCUUUGUUUGUCCUAUCGAAUUCAAUGAAGAAAUCGGUAGAAUGACUCUCGAUUGUGAGCCUUCACCCCUUUACCGUCCUCAGGAAUACUCAGUCCCUGCAUCCUUAGCUCCUGUCGUCCGAAUGAUCACCGGCAAGAAUACCGUUAUGAUUAUUCCAUUCCUUUUCCAUUCUCUAUCGAUGUCGGUCUUCAGUUCAGUCAUCGGACCUUUCGGAGGUUUUUUCGCAAGCGGAUUUAAGCGCGCUUUCAAAAUCAAGGAUUUUGGUGAUAUCAUCCCUGGUCAUGGUGGCAUUAUGGACCGCUUCGAUUGUCAAUAUCUAAUGGCCACGUUUGUUAACGUUUACAUUUCUUCUUUCAUCCGCAUGGAUUCGCCACAAAAACUUUUGCAGCAGAUCUAUUCUUUGAAACCGGAACUGCAAUUGGAGCUUUUUACUGCUUUGCGAGACUCUUUAACUGCCAGGGGCAUUUUGCAAUUGACGGCUCCUUAAAUAAGAAAAAUUGGUUUAUCGUCGUGGCUGGAUUUUAACAAAACGUGGUCGGGUAAGAAGUAAACUCAUUCUCAGACAAUACUUUCGGCAUUCUAAAUCGAAAAUAUAACUUGAAUGUUAAUUAUAAAUUAUAGUAGGCUGUUUUAGAUGAAAAAAAGGUGGUUGUGGUGGGUUUAAUUGAUUUAUGAACAACUAUUUUGGGGGGAAAUGUUCUGUGUGUAGAAGGUUUAGCAUUUUUCGUGUAUUCCGUUCACCUUCUAAGGAUUUGCUCCGAUUUCGUUAAACUAUUCUAUCUUCAUUGUCAUGGAUUUUCCCUCUAGUCAUUUUCAGAGACUCACACCGAAUGUUCUUCCAAUUCAAUUUAUUUUUUUUUUAUCCCAGUAGAAUUUUUUGUCGUUCUACUUACCUCUUAUCCUCCCAAAACAUCUUGUGUGUAAUUCUUCGUUUUUGAUGUUUAUAUAUGAUACAACUCUAUUGUACUGUCUAGUUCUCUGACUCUCGUAUUUUCAUACGAGUUCAAUAAAAGGGCAACAAGUGGCAACAGGCGAAUAUGGA
Messenger RNA from Daphnia pulicaria, 2114 nucleotides. It is a transcript of the gene Cds, whose product is annotated as phosphatidate cytidylyltransferase, photoreceptor-specific-like. The coding region runs from base 192 to 1559 and encodes 455 amino acids. Lineage: Eukaryota; Metazoa; Arthropoda; Branchiopoda; Diplostraca; Daphniidae. The transcript is spliced from 10 exons. Gene Ontology annotation, molecular function: phosphatidate cytidylyltransferase activity. The record is from RefSeq and is a predicted model, not a curated record. Gene Ontology annotation, cellular component: endoplasmic reticulum membrane.